AUGUCGCAACCUCCCCGCCCAGCAUUGAAACCAGGCGAUCGUAAAGAUUCCAGAGUCCGAUUCUCUCGUGAAGAGCUUGCACCGAUCCGCUCCGAUCCCUCAGACUUCUUACCCUCCCACGAUCCAGUUCAGCACCAGCACCAGAGGGCGUCGGUCGUAUCCACCUAUUCGGAUGCGCAGGAAGGUAUUGAUGCGGAAUACUACGAUUCUAAUUCUUAUCCUUUCCAUUCUGAGCCUGUCGAAUUGGGCGAAUCGGUCGAUACUGUCGAACCUACCCAGACGGGAUACUAUAGGGAAAUACCUGUUCAGGAAGACUACCAUGACCAACCUCAGCAUGAUGGGUACACCGCUGCGCCUCCACGGGUAGUUGGUGGUAGACGUUGGUCUUCUGCGCAACAUCGUCCUACGUUGGAUACCCUCCAUUCGACUGAGGAAGAAUACCACCAGCAGCAACAGAUGGCAACUUCUUCACCUAGAGGUUCGAUAGCUCAACAGGUUUAUCAUGAAGAUGCUCCAUCACCUUACCGCCCUCCUUCAGCCUUACGAUCAUCGCUCGUCCACAGAGAUCGAGAAAUAGUCAAUGGUAGUCCGAGGUCAGGAUUUUACACUGAACAAGACCUCCCGCCAACAAGUGGUAAUAGAAUCGCUAGAUCCUCAGCACCGAAUAUAGGUUAUACACCACCUAGAAGGAUGUUGGAACAACAUCGUUUCUCUGUACCAACUGGAUCACCAAAUAUGAACAUUGGAAGAAACCAGGAGGGAUUUUCACCUGGGGUGGGAAAUGGUAGGGGUACGUUCGGUGAGAGGGAAAGAAGAUAUUCACCUGUUCCACCAUAUCAACAAGAAGAACAUGAACAACGAAGAGAUUCUCAUGCUCCAGGUCAAGUUCAAGCUUACGAUGAUGGAAAAGAUAAAUUAUGGGUCGAAGAUCCUUCCAUGGAAAAACGAACAAGGAGUGAUUCAGAUGAGACGUUGUAUGGGGAACAAGAUCAGAAAGCCAAAUAUUCACCCAAUGUAAGGGGUAGACAGAGAAGUCUCAGUGAUUCUUCUAAACUCGUUGUACCCGGUAAAGAAGGAGGAAUGAGAAGACGUACGACAAGACAACUAGAAGAAGAUGACGAUGAUGCUUCCAGCUAUCAUGUGAAAGGUGGUGUAUUUUCACAAUUACUCAAAUUGACUGGAAGGACCAACACGAUGAGAAGGAGGAUAUCUUCAAGAUCUGGAUUUGGAGGUGGUGAGAGCAAGGGACCAGGAUUAUUACCUACGAUGAAAUCUUUAGGAUUAAGAAGGUUGGAUAGUACCGCUUCUACCACUGUCGGAGCAGAUGAGUUCGAUGAGAAUGAUCCGAGAGUGACGGGACAGAAGAAGAAACAUAAGAGGAGGAAUAGUCUUUCGGAUUUACCGUUCAUGAGAACUGGUACGGGGGAUAGUAUGUUGCCUGGGGGGAAGAGGAAGAGGAGAGCUAGUAUUCAAUUACAUGUUGCUGAUAUCCUCACUCGUCAACAAUUCGUACUCAAGCUCGCCAAAGCACUCAUGACUUUUGGAGCUCCCUCUCACCGAAUCGAAUCUCAACUAGGCGCUACAGCCCUAGUCCUCGAGAUCGACGCUCAGUUCAUCCACUUUCCUUCAAUCGUCAUAGCUUCCUUUGGAGAUAUGGACACACGUACUUCCGAAACUCAUUUCGUCAAAGUCCAAAAUGGUGGAUUGGAAUUAGGUAAAUUACAUAAAGUUCACAACAUCUAUAAAUCUGUGGUCCAUGACGAAAUGGAUGCUUCGGAAGGUACGAAAUUGAUACAUCAAUUACUUAAAGCACCUAUGGAAUAUAACCUCUGGCAAAGGAUGUUACUUGCUUUCUUGUGUUCAGGUUUAAUUGCUCCAGUAGGAUUUGGAGGGAGUUUAGUAGAUGGUUUAGCAAGUGGUGCGUUAGGGAUAUUGUUGAGUUUCAUGCAGUUGCAUGUGGCUAGUAAGAGUGCUAUGUACUCCAAUAUUUUUGAAAUAUCCAUCGCAACCGUCGUAUCUUUCACAGCUCGAGGUCUAUCAACAACCGGUAUAUUCUGUUAUCAAGCUGUAGCUUCUGCUGGUGUAGUCUUGAUCUUACCUGGAUAUACUAUUUUAUGUGGGUCACUUGAGCUGGCUUCGAAGAAUAUCAUGUCUGGAUCAGUCCGAAUGGUCUAUGCCAUCAUCUACUCGUUGUUUUUGGGAUUCGGCAUAACCAUUGGAUCCGAUUUGUUCUAUGUAUUCGAUCGUAACGCUCGACUAGCCUCUCAAAAUGCCGCUCGAGCCGCACAUUCUUACGCCGAAAUACACGGUUCUUUCAUAUCCGAUUCGAUGUUAAAUUUCACCUCUGCUACUACGGGCUUACCUAUCCCAAUGUUUAAUGGGACUUUCACAUUCUCCAAUUCGUCAACUGACCAAAUUACCUCGAAUCUUAAUCAGGGAUCGAUCAUCUGCGUUAGAGAUCCCGAUUGGCCAUGGUGGAGACAAGGAAUGCCACAGAUAUAUUUAAUCUUGUUCAUUCCUAUAUUCAGUGUUUUACUGAGUAUGUGGAAUAUGCAACCACUACGAUCAAGACAAUUACCAGUCAUGUGCUUUAUAUGUUGUAUGGGUUAUUUGACGAAUGCUUUGGCGAAUCACUACAUCUUCGAUAGGAGUGAUGUGGUCUCUGCUUUGGGGGCUUUCGUCAUUGGGGUCAUGGGUAAUAUCUACUCAAGAGUAUUCGGAGGAACAGCCUUCACCUCGAUGGUACCUGGUGUCCUAUUCCUCGUUCCUUCCGGUAUAGCAGCUGCAGGUGGUCUGGCAAUGACGACCAACCCACAUCACAGUGAUUCCUAUUCUCAGGGAUUAAUCAUUGGAUUUAGAAUGGUACAAGUAGCUAUUGGUAUCACUGUCGGUCUAUUUGGUUCUGGUUUGUUGAUUUAUUCGUUCGGAAGGAAGAAAGGUGCCGCGUUGUUUGCUUUCUAG
Kwoniella botswanensis is the source of this 2961-nucleotide messenger RNA. RefSeq lists its product as uncharacterized. NCBI's taxonomy places the organism in Eukaryota, Fungi, Basidiomycota, Tremellomycetes, Tremellales, Cryptococcaceae. Bases 1 to 2961 code for a protein of 986 amino acids. Gene Ontology annotation, biological process: transmembrane transport. The transcript is spliced from 8 exons. The record is from RefSeq and is a predicted model, not a curated record. Gene Ontology annotation, molecular function: transmembrane transporter activity.